This is a messenger RNA of Mercenaria mercenaria, 2402 nucleotides long. RefSeq lists its product as uncharacterized. NCBI's taxonomy places the organism in Eukaryota, Metazoa, Mollusca, Bivalvia, Venerida, Veneridae. The transcript is spliced from 6 exons. Bases 144 to 1064 code for a protein of 306 amino acids. The record is from RefSeq and is a predicted model, not a curated record.
GUGACGUACACUUCCUGGUAGAUAAAUGUAAAGGUAAAAUGUUGUUUAUGUGACGUACACUUCCUCUUCAGACCGUUCGACAUGAUCUGAUGACAUUUGUAAUCAUUCACAAGUUGUAACUGCGAAGAAACGUCUGAAAAAUUAUGGAGCCACUUAGUGUUAUAAUAUUUGGUGUGAUUUUAUUGGUGAUUUACUUUUUAUGGGGACGACCAAAUGGACAAUCUACAAAGCCAGGUAACCAGGGAAACUUAUUUGACCAAACCAAGCUGAAAAAUAACUCAAUAUAUCGGAUGUAUAUGGGAGGAACCCAUUCAGGGAAGAUCAUUGACAAAUUCACUAGCCUGGAUGAAGUUACUGAAGCUGUUAGAAAAGCUGGACUGGAAUCAAGCAAUCUUAUCUUUGGUAUAGAUUUUACAGCCAGCAAUGUACAUCAGGGACUAAAGACAUAUGGAGGUCGAUCUUUACAUCAUCUAGAUAUACUCAAUCCGAACCCGUAUCAGAGGGUGAUCUCAAUACUUGGGGAGACACUAGAAUCAUUUGACGAGGACAACUUAAUUCCAGCUUUUGGAUUUGGUGAUGUGACAACCAAAGAUUUUGGCACUUUUCCAUUCCUUAGUGAGGGCUAUUGUGCGGGGUUCCAGAGUGUACUAAGUGCCUAUAACGGUGUUGCUGAACGUGUCAGACUCAGCGGUCCAACUAAUUUUGCACCACUUAUUAAUAAAGCUGUUGAUAUAGUAAAGAAUACCAGAGCAUAUCAUAUCCUGGUCAUUGUUGCAGAUGGUCAGGUGACGUCAGAAAAGGCCACAAAACAAGCCAUUGUCCAGGCUUCUUACCAUCCUUUAUCUAUCAUUUUGGUUGGCGUCGGUGACGGACCUUGGGACAUGAUGGAAGAGUUUGACGACGGCCUACCAUCAAGAAAAUUUGACAAUUUCCAGUUUGUUGAUUUCAAUAAGAUAAUAUCGGAGGCAAGAAAUCCUGAGGCAGCAUUUGCUCUGUGUGCUUUGAUGGAAAUACCAGACCAAUAUAAAAAGAUAAAACAAUUAGGGUUGCUCAAUUUUGACUGAUUGGGUAUUUUUAUUAUCACAAUUUAUUUUUAUAUUAAAAUAUUAUCAAUAUCCUGCUAGACCUUAUUCCAUUAUUUUAUAUGUGUUAUAACUUUAAUUAAAACACAUUCCAUUUUAAAGUAAAUAUACAUACGUAUGGGCCACUCCCUGAUAAAACCUGUAUUACUGACAAAACAUCAAAAUUGCGAUAACAACAUAUUCCUGAAAACCAUUCUUUGACCUUUCAACUCUGACAAUUUGAAGAAAUUAUUUUGACUCUUCAAGACUUACUGGUUUUAAGUAAGUCACCAAAGACAUUUAGAGACAUGACAUCAAGAACAUUGUUAAAGCAGUAUGUUGUUGUCUUACAUGGCAUGUAUAUUUAAUGUCAUUUAUGUGACAAAUUAUGCAGAACGCUAAAUAAACAUCAUGCAUUUGAAUAUUUGGAAACAUUUUAGAAUGAUUCCAUGGAAAAAUAACUUUACUGUACAUUUUUAGCUCAACUUUUCGAAAAGAAUGUAGAGCUAUUGCACUCAUUCCGGUGUCAGCAUCACCGUGUGUUAAAGCAGCAUGCCUCCAGAUUUGGCUAAAAAAUAAUCUUUCUUUCAAAUUGAAGUUUGGUCAUAUUAUGAACAUUAGAAUAUGAAUUUUUGUUUCUAAAAUAUUUCAAAAGUUCCAAAUCAAGAAGAAGAAAAAGGGAAUCAAACCCCGACCGACGCGGCAAUAAAAACAUUUUCUCGUCGUCGUAACCAAUAGUGCUAUAGCUGAAGUAGUGAAUAAUGACUUCAAAAUGUAAAUACUUAUCAUCGGGACAGUUUCCCUGGAGUAAAAGCGUGACAAACACUUUUCAAUUUGUAUCGUAAAAAGUAGUAAAAACAGCAAAUUCUCAUGUGUUUCCGUAACAUUUAAUUACUUUGUUUUAAAGCCUUCUUAAGAAAUAUAGCAUUUAUUUCAAGAUAUCAAAAAAAAUUUUGUUGUCAAAUGAUCUGGAGGCAUGCUGCUUUUAAGCUUUUGAUAAUGUUAAAUAUCUCUGUUACUAUCAAAGCUAUUGAUGUGAAACUUAAAAUAGUUAUUUACUAUCACAGUCAAUACUAGGAGAAACAAUUCCCAUAACUCUGAUUUGAAUUUUGUCAAAUUUAUGCCCCUUUUUAACUUAGAAUUGUUUGGAUAAAGUCAAAUAUCUCUGUUACUAUCAAAGCUUUUGACUAGAAACUUGAAAUAGUUAUUUACUAUCAGAGUCUAUACCAGGAGAAACAAUCCCCUAAACUUUGAUUUGAAAUUUGACAGAGUUAUGCCCCUUUUUAAUUUGGAAUUUUUAUGCCCCCGAAGGGAGGCAUAUAGUUUUUGAACGUGUGUCAG